CUAGGGAAGCUCCAGGCCCCGUCCAGCUGGGGGCCAUAUGGCCCAGGCGCCUGCGGAGUUUGGCGCCUCCACACUGCAGCAGAGCCAGCAGGGCGAGGGCAGCCCAUCUGCUCCUCCUGGGCCGACCCAGUGUGAAUUCCAGGAGUGAUGCAGGGGGUGUCCGGCCCCUGGCCAGAGCUCUGCCUCCAUGCCCUGCCGGGCGGGAGCUGGUUAGAACCCAGGCCUGCACCUUGUGGGUACUGGAGGGCACAGGCGUGCUCAGCUGGCGGCCACGUGGGUCCCAGGCCAAGGCGCGGCCCCUUUAAGUGCAACACCACCGGCCACCAGCGGGGGCAGCACCGAGCCGCCGGCCUCUGCUCGCUGCCUGGAAGCUUCUGCCGAGGCCGCGGUGCGGGUGCCGGUGCCGGUGGGGGGCGCGGAGUGGAGGGCGGCGGGCGGCGGGCGGGCCCGGGCCUGCACGACCUGCGGGUUCGGGGAACAAGCAGCGCGCAGCCGGCCACCCGGUCCUUCAUCAGGAAGAGGCCAACAAGAUGGGCUAGAGCCUGACAGCCGGGUUCCUGCAGGGCUGAGGCUGGCAUGGAGCGCGUGCCCGCGGCCUGGGCCCAGGCCCCGCACCAGGGCCGCUCCGCCCCCCGCGCCCCAGGGCCAAAGCCCCGCGAGGCCGAGUGAGCGGCGGCCGCCGGCCUGGCGACCUCUGCUAAGAUGACCCGCACGGACCCGCCGGACCUGCUGGUGUCGACCGUGUACCAGGACAUCAAGGUGGCGGCCCCUGGGCCCUCGCCGCGGCGCCCGCCAUGUGAGCGCCCCGCGGCCCAGCCCGCGGCGCCCGCGCCUUUCAACAAGCGCCACUGCCGCAGCUUCGACUUCCUGGAGGCGCUGGACGGGGCGGCCAUGGAGGGCGCCCCCGCGCCGCCGCCCGAGCCCCGGGCCCCGCGCGCCCGGCCCCGCGACAGCGAGCCCCGGCGCCGCGCCCGCUCCAAGAGCGCGCCCCGCGAGCCCCCGGGCCUGGCGCCCGCGCCCGCGCCCGCCUCGCCGCCGGUGCAGCCGCGCCGAGGCCGGGAGGCCCACCGGGUGGCGCGGGCCGAGGGGUCGCCGCGCCGGGAGUCCCCGUACCCCGCGGGGCGCGCGCUCGCCAACGAGCUGCACCCCAUCAAGCUGCAGCCGCAGCGGGGCGGCCCCGGCCGCAUGGCGCCCCUGUGCGCCGCCGCCGACCGCUACCCGCCGCCCGAGCCCCUGGCCGCGCCGGCCCCGCACGUGCGCUGCCGCCUGGACAUCAAGCCGGACGAGGCGGUGCUGCGGCACGCCGCCCGGGGGUCGCGGCCCUGCGGGCCCGCCCCGCCCGCCCCCUGGGCCCGCGCGGCGCCGGCCCUGCAUGGCCUCACGGUGCCCGGGCCUCGCCGCCUGGCGCUGUCCCGCACGCCCACGCCCAGCGACUCCUUCUGCCCGGACCCCCGGGGCGCGCCGCUCUGCGACGGCUUCCUCCCGGGGCCGCGGGACCUCGGGGAGCGGCGCGCCUUCGCCGCCCCGCCCGGCCCCUCCCAGUUCUUCUACACGGAGGAGCCCGAGGGCCGCCCCGGCGGCUUCCCCGCCAGCCCGGGGCCGCCCUGCGACGGCUACUUCCCCCGGCCCUUCCGGCCCGAGGAGCCCGCGGUGCCCAGCCCGCGCCGCGGGGGCAGCUACCUGGCCUGGGAGGCGCGCACCUUCCCUUUCCACGAGCCGCCCGCGGGCGCCUACUACGGAGAGGCGCCCCCGGCCUUCGUCCCGCCCUGGGGCCCCUGCUUCCCGCCCGCGGAGGCCCAGCCGGCCGCCCGGCCCUUCUACACGGAGGACUGGGGCCGCUACCGGGACCGCGACGGUCUGGCGCGGACGUACCCGCACCCGCGCGGCGGCCCGGCCUGGGCCGACUGGGGGGACUGGGGCGACUGGGGCCCGCGGCCGUACCGGACCCUGCAGGCGGCGCCGCCCCCCGCGCCCGGCCCGCUGCUCGCCUCCUGGCACGGGGGCACCGGCGCCAGCCCGCCGCGCCUGGCCUCCGGCAGCCGCCACCACUCGCGCUCCUGGGACAACAUCCUGGCGCCCGCGCCGCGCCGCGAGGACCCGCCGGGCCGCGGCCGCAGCUACGAGAACCUGCUGGGGCGGGAGCCGUGGGGCGCCUCCCCGGGGGGCCGGCGCGCGCCCGUCGUGGUCAACCUGUCCACGUCGCCCCGGCGCUACGCCGCGCUGUCGCUGUCCGAGACGUCGCUGCAGGAGAAGGGCCGCGGGGCGGACGGCGCCGGGCGCAGCUGGUACGUCACCCCCGAGAUCACCAUCACCGACAACGACCUUCGCGCCGCCGAGCGCCCGGCCGCCGGGGGCUGGGAGCCGCCCGCGGGCCGCCGCCGGCCUCCCCCGCCCGCCGGCCCCGUCGGCGGGCGCCAGCGCAGCCUGGAGCAGCUGGAUGAGCUCAUCACCGACCUGGUGAUCGACUCCCGGCCCCUGGCCGGCCCCGCCGCCCACCCCGCGGCCGACGGCCUGGGCCGCCGGCUCCGCCACCUGCUGGACCUGCGGCCCGCUGGCUCCGGGGUCCCCGCGCAGGCGCCGCGCUCGCCCCCCGCGUCCCCCGGCAGCGCCGAGGAGCCCGCGGGCGCGGGGCCGGCGGCGGACGAGUCGCCCGAGCCCAGCGCGGACGAGGACGACCUGAUGACCUGCUCCAAUGCGCGCUGCGGCCGCACCGAGACGCUGUUCCACGCGUGCCUCUACUUCAAGUCCUGCCGCAGCUGCCACACCUACUACUGCUCGCGCCUGUGCCGCCGCGAGGACUGGGACGCGCACAAGGCGCGCUGCGUGUACGGCCGCGUGGGCAGCGUGUGCCGCCACGUGCUGCAGUUCUGCCGCGACAGCGGCCCGGUGCACCGCGCCUUCUCGCGCAUCGCGCGCGUGGGCUUCCUGUCGCGCGGCCGCGGCGUGCUCUUCCUGGGCUUCCCGAGCCCCGGCUCCGCCGACAACUUCCUGCGCUUCGGCCUCGAGGGGCUGCUGCUGUCGCCCACCUACCUGUCCCUGCGGGAGCUGGCCACGCACGCCGCGCCGCUGGGCGGCUACGCGCGCGAGCUGGCGGCCGCCGGGCGCCUGUACGAGCCGGCCGAGUGCUUCCUGCUCAGCGUGUCCGUGGCCGUGGGCCCCGGCGCCACCGCGCCCGGCGGCGCCCCCGCCAGGCCCGCGCCCGCGCCGCGGAGCCCCGGGCCCACGGUGCGCAAGUUCGCCAAGGUGGCGCUGGCGGCCGGCAGCCCCGCGCGGCCCGCCCCGGCGCGGGGGCCGGACCCCGACAUGGAGACGCUGAUCCUGACGCCGCCGCCCGGCACGGCGGGCCUGGACCAGGAGGGCGAGGCGGGCCGGCGCGCGCGCGAGGUGGCCUUCAUCCACAUCCAGCGCGAGCUGCGCCUGCGCGGCGUCUUCCUGCGCCACGAGUUCCCGCACGUCUACGAGCAGCUCUGCGAGUUCGUGGAGGACAACCGGCGCUUCACGCCCACCACCAUCUACCCCACGGACCGGCGCACCGGCCGCCCCUUCAUGUGCAUGAUCAUGGCCGCCUCGGAGCCGCGCGCUCUGGACUGGGUGGCCAGCGCCAACCUGCUGGACGACAUCAUGUGAGGCCGGGCGCCUGGGCCCUGGACAGCCAUACAGGCCCGCCCCUCCCGCCUCUGACCCCGCCCACUCACUGAGGCCCGCCCCGCCCACCCAGGACCACCUCUGUUCAUUCACACCCGCUCCUGCUUCGAAGCCCCCGCCUUGUUCACCUGGAGCUCCGACAGGGACCUCCUAUUGCGUCCUCUGCAAGCCCGCCUUCCCCACCUCCCUCCUGCGACCCCCGCCCCCAGUCCC
Pipistrellus kuhlii (Kuhl's pipistrelle) is the source of this 3858-nucleotide messenger RNA. It is a transcript of the gene AJM1, whose product is annotated as apical junction component 1 homolog. Lineage: Eukaryota; Metazoa; Chordata; Mammalia; Chiroptera; Vespertilionidae. Bases 703 to 3627 code for a protein of 974 amino acids. Gene Ontology annotation, cellular component: apical junction complex; plasma membrane. The transcript is spliced from 3 exons. The record is from RefSeq and is a predicted model, not a curated record. Gene Ontology annotation, biological process: cell-cell junction organization.